UCCGGUCCUCUGUCAAGAUGCUUCUGGCCACGGUCCUUACUUCUGCGCUGCUCCUCUGCUCCGUGGCCAGCCAGGGGUGUCCAACGUCAGUGGGCAUCAGGGAUAUCAACUACCUUAUCGACAAGAUGCAGGAAGAUCCAUCUUCGAAGUGCAACUGCAGAGCUAAUGUGACCAGUUGUCUCUGCCUGCCCAUUCCUUCUGACAACUGCACCAGACCAUGCUUCAAGGAGGGACUGUUUCAGAUGACCAAUACCACAGUGCAAACAAGAUACUCACUGAUUUUCAGUCGGGUGAAAAAAUCAGUUGAAGUACUAGAGAACAAGAAGUGUCCAUAUUUCUCCUGUGAACAGCCAUGCAACCAAACCGUGGCAGGCAACGUGCUGACAUUUCUGAAGAGUCUCCUGGAAGUUUUCCAGAAAGAAAAGAUGAGAGGAAUGGGAGGCAAAAUAUGAAGAUGAAAUAUUAUUUAUUCUAUUUAUUAACUUUAAAAAGCUUUCUCUUUAAGUUGCUACGAUUGAAAAGUCUAGUAAGCCAAGUCAAAAUCAGUUGCAAUCAUUUGUUUAAAAUGGUGUAUCUUUGUUUUGAAAUAAAU
Saimiri boliviensis boliviensis (Bolivian squirrel monkey) is the source of this 592-nucleotide messenger RNA. It is a transcript of the gene IL9, whose product is annotated as interleukin 9. Gene Ontology annotation, cellular component: extracellular region. Gene Ontology annotation, biological process: immune response. Gene Ontology annotation, molecular function: interleukin-9 receptor binding; cytokine activity; growth factor activity. NCBI's taxonomy places the organism in Eukaryota, Metazoa, Chordata, Mammalia, Primates, Cebidae. The record is from RefSeq and is a predicted model, not a curated record.